Messenger RNA from Pangasianodon hypophthalmus (striped catfish), 1744 nucleotides. It is a transcript of the gene olfml3a, whose product is annotated as olfactomedin-like 3a. Lineage: Eukaryota; Metazoa; Chordata; Actinopteri; Siluriformes; Pangasiidae. Bases 204 to 1397 code for a protein of 397 amino acids. The record is from RefSeq and is a predicted model, not a curated record. Gene Ontology annotation, biological process: signal transduction. The transcript is spliced from 3 exons.
UAGGAAAACAUUCCAGCCAGAGGAGAGAAAGCCAGAGAAUUCGAAACCCCAGCAGUCGUUCCUGUUCGUGGUCACUUCUUUGAUCACUUCUACAAAGACACAUCUCGGGGUUUGUGCCCAAGACGCACUAGGGUAGUGCAAACUUUUUUCAGUCCUGGGGCUGCUCGAAGAAGAGUUCAAAGUGUUCCACAUCUGAACUCACCAUGAAAGCAGGCUUCUUCUUUUCAAUCCUCCUCAGCAUGCUUGCUCAGCUCUCUCAAGCCCAGUACCACUACCAGACCCUGAUGAACUACCUGGAAAGCAGAAUGGCUGCUAUGGAGGAACGUAUUGUCUUAUGGCAUGAGCAGAACAACCGUUACAGCAGCGACCUGAAGAAGUUCAGGAAUCAGGCUGCAGAUCUGCUGGAGAAACUGGGGAAGGAGCACGAGAAGCUACGGGAGGACCUGGAGGGAGCUGGGGUGCGGGUGGACCGGGUGGAGCGAGAGAUGGACUACAUCGAAACCAAAAACCCACCCAAACCUUGUGUUAAAGCAGUGGACAAAAUGGUGGAACAAGAUCCUGUGGUGAAGGAGAGGAAGAAGAAGGAUGAGUUUUUUGAGGUUUCAGUUUGCGUCGACAUUGUGUCAAGUAUCCGAGCCAUGAAGAUCGUGAAAAGACUGGGCAGCACCAAAGGGGUCUGGACUAAGGAUGCCAGGACUGCAAAGGUCUACAUCUUUAAUGGAACUUCUGAGGAUACUUUCUAUGAGUUCAAGUCAGUAAAAGAGCUCUCUGCAUCAUCUGGCAUGUCCAAAGGAAAGCAGAUAACCCUCCCCUUUGCAUGGUAUGGUACUGGCCAUGCUGUCUAUGAUGGCUUUCUUUACUACGUGACUGAGAGAUCAGAGUUGCAGCUGAUCAAAUUUCAUCUGGAGAAUAGCUCAUUGGUGGACAGUGCCGUUCUUCCAGUACAGGACCAGGUGUCCGUGUACAGCUUCAAUCCUGAGACCAUGGUGGACCUGAUUGCAGAUGAGGAAGGACUUUGGGCAUUGUAUGCUGUUGGAGAAACCAUAAACCUGGCCAAGAUGGACCCUGACACACUGGACAUCGAGCAGAUGUGGGACACGGCAUGCUCCAGAAACAAUGCUGAAGCGGCGUUUUUUGUUUGUGGCACCCUCUACGUGGUCUACAACACUAGACCCCCCAGCCGCUCUAGAGUCCAGUGUGUGUUUGAUGUUAAUGACAUGGUAACACCCGGAGAAGCCCCACUUCUCUACUUCCCUAGGCGCUUCGGAGCGCACUCCAGCCUGAAGUACAAUCCUGUAGAGAAGCAGGUGUAUGCUUGGGAUGACGGUUACCAGAUUCUCUACAGGAUGUCCCUGAAGAAGAAGCUGUGGGCCAUAGUGCCACCUCCAGAGGAAUAACUGCCGCUGAAAAGAGACUACAAGAAAAACCUGACCAAAAAGAUUGUACACUUACUGUAUUAACACACCUUCGGAAAUAUAGAACCUUUAAAUAAUUCACAUUUUAUGAAGUUAAAUAUAACUUGGCAUAAUAAUAAUAACAUUAUUAUGAGGCAAAAUGUCAACUGAUCAAUGGUCAAUAUAGUGUUACAGUUGAGGGAUACAGUUAUUUGUAGUAUUUCUUACACGUGAAAUCAUAUGAAAUCAAGCAAAAACAUUAUUUCUUAAGAGAAAUUUCUAGAAAGUAUUCAUGAGAUCAGAUAACUGUAAAACAGUAAAUAAAUAAAAUUCACAGACUCCUCACUGCA